GACUUGGCUAUCACCGCCAUAAUAGCCUUUCUGUGGCUGGUCAGUACUUUUGUUUGGGCAAAGGCCCUUGCUGACAUCAAGGUGUCCACAGGGGCCAGCAUCGUUCCAGGAAUUGAAUCUUGCAAAGCCCCAGCAACAACUUGUCAUUAUGUUUCUGUGACCAGCAUGGGAACUCUGAACGUGUCUGUGGUGUUCGGCUUGCUUAAUAUAGUUUUAUGGGGCAGCAAUGUUUGGUUUGUGUACAAGGACACAAACCUGCACAACCAAUCAAACAGAAUUUCUCAAAGUCCGGGAAUAUAG
Molecule: messenger RNA, 300 nt
Organism: Eurypyga helias (sunbittern)
Lineage: Eukaryota; Metazoa; Chordata; Aves; Eurypygiformes; Eurypygidae
Product: synaptophysin-like protein 1
Exons: 2
Cellular component (GO): synaptic vesicle; synaptic vesicle membrane
Source: RefSeq, a predicted model, not a curated record